AUGACAGCCCUCGUGAUCUUCGACUUUGAUGGCACACUCUUCGAUACGCAUGAGUCCAUCUCCAAAACCAUCAAACUCACCUUCGACGCCCUUCUUCCCACCCACAUCCCUCCUGAAUCUCAAAUCCAGCGCCUCAUUGCCCGUGGUGCUGGCCUGACAGACACUUUCCAGGCCUUGCAUCCCUCCCCUGCUGAGUUCACUUCGACCGUCGAGAUCGAGUGGAUUGAAAAAUACCGUGCCCUCUACGCUGCCCACGGCCAAUUACUCAUCCGGGCCUUCCCUGGCUCCAAGAAUCUUUUGACUGAGCUCAACGCUCGCAAAAUUCCCAUUGCCAUCGUGAGUAACAAGGGUGUAGCGGCGGUAAAAACCGCACUGGAGCGGAAUGGCCUGGAUGGCUAUGUGCCGGAAGAUCUGAUCGUCGGGGACAAGACCCCUGGGGCGAAGCGCAAGCCGGACCCUGCCAGUUUCGUGGAUGUUCUGAUCCCAAGAUUAUUGGAAAGAUAUGGGCUAGGAGACCUUGAGUCGGAUAAGGUGCUCGUGGUGGGUGAUACAGUGGCGGAUAUUCAGUUCGCAAAGAACAUUGGGAGCAAAGUCUGUUGGUGUCGGUAUGGUUACGGAGAUCGGGCGGCUUGCCAGGAACAGGGGCCGGAUUUUUCCAUUGAUUCUUUGGAGCAGAUUGUGGAAAUCGUAAACUCCUAG
Molecule: messenger RNA, 699 nt
Organism: Penicillium maclennaniae
Lineage: Eukaryota; Fungi; Ascomycota; Eurotiomycetes; Eurotiales; Aspergillaceae
Product: HAD family hydrolase
Exons: 1
Coding region: 1-699 (232 amino acids)
Biological process (GO): dephosphorylation; DNA repair
Molecular function (GO): phosphoglycolate phosphatase activity
Source: RefSeq, a predicted model, not a curated record